Gryllus bimaculatus (two-spotted cricket) is the source of this 3002-nucleotide messenger RNA. NCBI's taxonomy places the organism in Eukaryota, Metazoa, Arthropoda, Insecta, Orthoptera, Gryllidae. The record is from the annotation of a GenBank genome assembly.
UAUGGUGUCUACAUUCUCUGGUCGAUACAACACCCUGCUGGAAGCAGUGAGACGAUAAGACGAAGACGGGGUGUUAGAAACAACCACCGUCGCCGUUGCUCUCGACUGUGAUUGUCUCUUUGUGAACAAAGAGUUGGGUGACAGUGGAUAAUUAUCGCGGAAGUUGCAAUAACUAUAAAUAUAUGUAAUUCUUGUGCGAAAUUGUAUCAAUUAUCUUAAACGUCAACCUUGCUCAGUAAUGAAUGGAGGAAAUGGUGAAAUAGAUAACAUAUAGAAAGAAGCUUGUAUCGGUAGCUUCCAUAUAAAAACCAAAAGAGUGGGUAAUUCUUCCUUAUAUGAGCAAGGGUAUACUUAAAUUCUAACGAAUUUCAAGAUGUCGAAGAACAAGUUGAACCUAACCUUACCGCCUGGCUCUAUUGAGCCCGCGAUGCCGUUGUCUCCAGCCGUGCAGAUCUCCACUGAGCCCCCUUCCGAAAGAAGUACUCUCGUGGGCAAAACCAGCAUUGAAGUCCUGCAGGAGCGACUCGAAGAAUUGGAGAUGGACGACACACAACGAAAGCGGAUGGAAUUUUUUCUGUGUCAGAAGGAAAAAGUUGGUGAUCUUAGUGAUGACGACUUUGAGAAACUGGGAGAAUUAGGGGCAGGAAAUGGUGGUGUUGUCAUGAAAGUCAGACAUCGGUCUAGUGGGCUUAUAAUGGCGAGAAAGCUCAUCCAUUUAGAAGUAAAGCCUGCUAUCAAGAAGCAAAUAAUCCGAGAACUGAAAGUCCUCCAUGAGUGUAAUUUUGCUCAUAUUGUUGGAUUUUACGGUGCAUUUUAUAGUGAUGGAGAAAUCAGCAUUUGCAUGGAGUACAUGGAUGGAGGCUCCCUGGACCUGAUCCUCAAAAAAGCUGGAAGGAUUCCUGAAUCUAUUCUUUGUACUAUUACAUCUGCUGUGCUGAAAGGGCUGAGCUACUUGCGGGAUAAACAUGCCAUUAUGCAUAGGGAUGUUAAACCAAGCAAUAUUUUGGUAAAUAGUGCAGGUGAAAUUAAAAUAUGUGAUUUUGGAGUGUCUGGUCAGCUAAUAGAUUCCAUGGCAAAUUCUUUUGUUGGUACUAGAAGUUACAUGUCGCCUGAAAGAUUACAAGGGACUCAUUACUCUGUUCAGAGUGACAUUUGGUCUCUGGGUCUUUCACUGGUUGAAAUGGCCAUUGGAAUGUACCCCAUCCCUCCACCUGAUGCGAAGACACUCGCUGCCAUUUUUGGAUCUCAGCGCUCAGAUCACAUUGAUGGCUCUCUUCCCCAGUCUCCACUUCAUGGGAAUUACCAAUCAGGGGGCUCUAAUGGUCCACGGCCCAUGGCUAUUUUUGAACUUCUUGACUAUAUAGUGAAUGAACCACCUCCCAAGCUGCCUGCAGGAAUUUUUACAGAUUCUUUUAAGGACUUUGUGGAUAGUUGCUUGAAAAAGAAUCCUGCUGAAAGAGCAGAUUUGAAAACAUUAAUGAAUCAUGAAUGGGUUCGAAGAGCAGAAUCUGAAAAUGUUGAUAUUGCCGGUUGGGUUUGCAAAACAAUGGAUCUGGUACCCCCCACCACACCUACUAGAGCUGCACCCAACUUCUAAAUGUGUCUGCUGUACUGACUCCAAUAUGAUGGCUGAGGCUAGCUGAACAAUGGAGCAAGUCUUCUACUUCACAUGUUACUUCGUUCCCUGUGCAUUUCUGAGCGAUUGAGAAAAAAAAUGUGUGUUUGCAUUUUUGAAAGGGAGAAAGUGAGAGAGAUUAGAAUGUGUAUGAAUGGGAAGAGUGCACAUUGAUGUGUAUAUCUGUUAUGUCACUGUUAAGUGUAUUGAAGAAUUAAGUGCAAGUUUCAAAUUUUUUAUUGCCUGUUCCAAGGAAAAUUACAGUACUUUUAUAUACAUUUAAAGCUUAGAAUAGGUAAUAAUCAGCAAAAUGUUGUAGAUAUUAGAGAUUUUUCUUCAUGGGUAAAGGUGUAUUGAAGGAAUAUCAGUGACCAAGGAUAGGGGUGCCUUUUCAUAUUAUUAGUGAAUAUUAAAAGAAUACAUAAAUCCAUCUGCUGUUGUGAUUGUUAGCACAUCUGUGCUCUGUUUCCUAGUUAGUGUGUUCAUUAUAUGUGCAACCAGAGAAGAGAUACAACAGCAUUAAAAUAUAGAUAUUAAAAGAAUUUUAUUCAUCUUCACAUGUGAAGUUUUGUUUUUACUAGUAAUAUCUUAUUUAUUUUAUGUAUGCUGCAUUGGAAAUGUGCUUACAAAGAAGGCGGCAGUGACACAAGUCUGAUAACAUUUUUUUAAAAAUUUUUGUUUAAAAUGUGAAUGUUGCAUUGAUUUGAGUUUUGAAAUGUUUUUGUACAGGUAAUCAUUUUAACAGAAUUGUUAUUGGAUAUUCCAGUUAUUGCUUGAUUGCAAAGUUGGCCAUGGUAUUGUGAAUAAAAGUUCACUGAAUAGUACUUCUGUGAAGCAUUAGUAGUUACUGAAAAUUUUUUGAUUCAUAGAUACCAAAAAUGGUUUUCUUGAGAGCAGUAAAAUAAAACCUUUAUGUGUAAAGCCUCAUCUUAAUUCUAAACAUUUAAUUGCUUUUCUAAGGUAUUGUUGAAUAUGCUAUAGGUACUGAUGUCAUAUUUGAUAUUCUUGUAUUAUUUUCAAUGUCAAUAUUGGAUGUGUAUAAAACUGCAAAAGAUAGUUCUUAAUAUUAUCCAUAUUCUGAUUCCUGAACCUGGAAGUUGGAGGAUUCAGUAACCUGGCCAAUGAUUUGAAAUUAAAAAUAAUUAUUAUAAAAUAAAGCUAAAUGUGGUUUGCAUUUGACUUCCACAGUACUUUUACAAUAUCAAUGCCUUAUGCUGGAUUGAAACCAGCAACCCUUCGGUCCUUGCGGUAUGGCUACCUGGUCAGCACUUCUCUGCAGGGGAGGUUUCCUGGACACGUGAGCUGUAGCUGGAAGCUACUCAUUCAGAGUUGUAUUGGGUUGCAAUUGACCAAAGAUGUGUCCUGUAUGUGGAUGUUUCCAGAUUUA